Nezara viridula (southern green stink bug) is the source of this 294-nucleotide messenger RNA. Lineage: Eukaryota; Metazoa; Arthropoda; Insecta; Hemiptera; Pentatomidae. The record is from the annotation of a GenBank genome assembly.
AUGGGGACGGGUGAGGUGGGUAUGAACAGGUCCGCCUGCUCGGCCCUCCUCCAGUCCGUGCCCUGGGCGGACCCUGCCAGGAUCUCCUUCCUCCUGUCCCUGGCCGCCAUGGAUGUCAUGGUCGUCUUAGGAAACUGCCUCGUCAUCAUCGCCGUCUUCAUAUCCUCCAAGCUCCGCUCCGUCACCAACCUCUUCAUCGUCUCCCUCGCCGUCGCUGACCUCAUGGUCGGGCUGGCGGUCCUUCCCUUCUCGGCCACCUGGGAAGUUUUCGAGGUAAGGACUAAGUGUAUGUAA